This is a messenger RNA of Anthostomella pinea, 2691 nucleotides long. The record is from the annotation of a GenBank genome assembly. Lineage: Eukaryota; Fungi; Ascomycota; Sordariomycetes; Xylariales; Xylariaceae.
AUGUCUGGUGAACCUGAACCCCGCCGAUCUGUGCGCGCCACCAAGGGCCAGCACACGAAAGCCUUUGAUCAGCUUGAGAAUGGCCCCGAACCCUCGAAACGACGCCAAAGCAAGAAGGGAGGAAAGAAAGCGACCGAGAAAGAGGAGAAGCCAGAGGAUAAGCAAGAGGAUGACGAGGAGAUCAUCCGCUGUAUCUGCGGCGCAACAACCCAAGAUGACGACGAUGCCAACGAGCCGUGGAUUGCUUGCGACAAAUGUGGCGCUUGGCAGCACAACGUCUGUGUCGGCAUGAGCGUUUUCACAGAGGAUUUAACUAAGGAUUACUUCUGUGAACAAUGCGCCCCCGAAGACCACAAACAGACCUUGGAGGCCAUGAAAAGGGGCGAGAGGCCAUGGGAGGAUCGACGACACAAGUACGAGGAAGACAAAAAGCGUAAGAAGGGGGGCAAGAAGGGAAAAGGAAAACGCCCCAGCGACCAGAAGGAGCGCGCAUCGCCAGCCGCAUCAAGUACCAAGGCGAAACCAUCGCCUACCCCGGACCUGAAGAAAGAAGAAGCCGGGAUCGAAACACCAGCCAAAGGGAAGCGCAAAUCUCAAGACCAGUCACAGGGUCCGCCUAGCAAGCUUCGCAAGGUCACCGAGAAACAAGCAGUUGUGGCAACGCCCACGCCAAAGAAAGCAAAGCAGAAAGUGUCGACAUACACUGCGCCCGACGAUAUCCCAGCAUAUGCAAAGGACAUGGAGGAGGGGCCACGAAAGCAGGCAGUGUUUGCCCUCAAGAAAUCACUUGUGACUGCUACCGAGCAAGCUAACAAGAAGGGCAUGACACCCCCUGUAUCCCCGACCAGCGACGUGGUUGGCUUUUGUGAGCGUGUUGCUCUGGAGCUUGAGCGUGCCUUCUACGACAGUCAUCCAAUACCUUCACAGAGCGCUGCCCAACUUCGUACGCUAAUAUUCAGUCUCAAGAACAAUACGGAGCUUGCUUGUCGCGUCCUGGACCGAUCUCUCGCGCCUCCAGACUUCGUAGUCAUGACCGGUGACGCGCUGGCGACUAAGGAAUUGCAGCGCGAAAAUGCCGAGAUGAAGGCUCGUGCCGAGAAACAGUCCAUCUUGGUUAACGAGGAUGGUCCUAGAGUAAGGAAGACGCACAAAGGAGAGGAGGUUGUUGGGGGUGAGGACUAUGAUGUUGCUAGGGACAACGUACCCUCACACAGUGAACAACAGAGUGUUAGGACGGCCGAUGCUCGUCCAGGUCUUGCCAAAGAAGCCAGUCCAUCGUCACGCGAUGGCGAUAAAUCGGCGACUGAGAAUGCUCGGCGGACCUCCACGGGACCUCUACGGGUCGACACUCAACCUCAGCAGUCCCCAAAACCAUCCGAUUUCGAUAUUGGCAAGGUCUUCUCCAGCGUGCGGUCACCAUCCGCGUCACAUCAACGACGUGCUUCGACUCAAAUCCGAUCCGUCGGCCCUGGGGAAGAUGCUGAUGUCGAUCGUUUACUCCAAGACGAGGGCAACGACUCCCCCCCUUACUCACCGACCGACGAUGUCGACCCAGAUGUCAUUUGGCGUGGCCCCUUGACUAUGACUAAUGUAGCUGAUAUUCCCACCGUUGCAAAGUACGUAGGUGGUGCCGACCUUAGCAAGGUGAGGGGCAUCCCAUGGAAAGACCUCAUUCCACCUCUACUCACUGUGGCGGGUCGGAUCCCGGAAGAGAAGGCAGUGCCAUACCUUUGCGGUCUGAGGUAUAACAACCAGAUCGACUUGGUCAUCACCAGCCUUUCCCCGGCUCACCCUGACAACGGAGAUGACCGGAAGCAAUUCACAGACGUGAUAGACUACUUCUUAUCCAAGAAGCGGUACGGUGUCGUGGGCGAAAGAAGGCUUGGUAAUGUGCGAGAUACCUAUCUGGUACCCGUUUCGGCAGGCGAUGGCCCGAUUCCAGAGCCGAUGCAAAACAUUGGCGAUCAUUUGAUUCCUCUGAAGAGAACUGAGCCUAUGUUACUUGUUGUUUUCGUCGUUCGAGAUGAAAAAAGAAGUCCGAUACCGCUAGAACAGCUGAAGUCCGAGAUCCAACAGACUCCUCUUGCUACGCAAGCACAAGCUACCCCGGUGCCACCCCCGAGACAUCCAUCGAUGUCGGGCCCGGCUUGGUCGCCUGCCACGCCGCAGAGUGGUUUCGCCAGCUCGGGCUUUCCGCAGCCGCAUUACAGUCAAACUCCCAUACCACCUCCAAAGAUUCCAGGCCAGCCAACACCACCAAUGCCGCCACGUCUGGCUCUAUCGGCAACUCCAACUCCGGCGGGUCGUCCUAUGCCUCCUGUGCCCGGCAACCAAGAUCCCAGCCUGAGAGCCAUGCGAGAAGCGCAGGCAGAGGGCGAAAUGAAGGCCCGACAAGUUCUCGGCCCACUCUUUGGCUGCUCCUCGGUCAUUUUCCUGCUCCCGCACGCCGCCCGUAUGAAGGAAGGCGAGUGGAACGCUGUUCGUCGUUGCCUUGAGCGAGAGCCCAGAGCCCGCGAAGACCUUCAGCUUCUUAGCAAGCUGUUGACUGAGGAUGGCAACGAGGCCCGUAAAAAUGGUCAGCCACCGCAGACUAUUGCAGCAUCACCAUCUGGGGUGGUUCAAACCACGCUCGCGGCCGCUACAGCCAGCAUACCAGAUCCACCGGCGCAAGCGCCCCAACCCAAGGCUUAA